UCAGAGCGGCGGCGGCGGCGGCGGCGGGUGCGGGCAGGCGGCGGCGGCGGGCAGCAGCGGCACCGGCUAUGCGUCCAAGUGCAGCUGGGCAGCCGCGGCACCCCUGAGGCCCGGGCAGGGCUCCGGGAGCGCAGCGUGGGGACGCUUGUCCGGAGUGUGAGCGGGAGCAGCAGCGUCCGGGCGGCAUCGGCAGAGCUGAGCGCGGAGCCGAGGAGGGGGCUGCGGCGCGGGACUGGGCGGGGGGCGGCCGGCGCGAGCAGCCCCGGGCGGGGGCCGGGGGGCGCCGGCUGCGCAAUGCUGAGCGCCGUGGAGCUGUUGUUGCUGGGGGCCGCGUGGCUGGCGGGCCCGGCCUGCGGACAGAACGAGACGGAACCCAUCGUGCUGGAGGGCAAGUGCCUAGUGGUGUGCGACUCCAACCCCGCGUCCGAUCCCACGGGCACAGCCCUGGGCAUCUCUGUGCGCUCCGGCAGCGCCAAGGUGGCUUUCUCUGCCAUCAGGAGCACCAACCACGAGCCGUCCGAGAUGAGUAACCGCACCAUGAUCAUCUACUUCGACCAGGUGCUAGUGAACAUCGGCAGCAACUUUGAUUCCGAGCGCAGCACUUUCAUCGCCCCACGUAAGGGGAUCUACAGUUUUAACUUCCACGUGGUCAAGGUCUACAACAGACAGACCAUCCAGGUGAGCCUCAUGUUAAACGGGUGGCCGGUGAUUUCAGCCUUCGCUGGUGACCAGGACGUGACCCGGGAGGCCGCCAGCAACGGAGUCCUGAUCCAAAUGGAGAAAGGCGACCGCGCAUACCUCAAGCUGGAGCGGGGGAACUUAAUGGGGGGCUGGAAGUACUCGACUUUCUCCGGAUUCCUCGUGUUUCCCCUCUGACUGCCUCGUAGCCCGCAAGGAGGCAGGGCGAGGGCGAAGGCAGCAGGGGGAGUGAGAAAGAGGCCGAAAUUAAGAGGGCAAGAAAGCCCACGACUGGAAACUUCUGUAUGUUCCCUAGCUGUAUCCGGUGGAAAGGUGCGCGCGGCGGUCAGGCGACUUUGUCGGUUUCCUUGUUAGGAGAAGCAAAUUCCGCUUAGCGCUGCGCACUCCCGUUUCCAAAAAUAAACUCGCUUCCCCCAUUCCAGUUGCAGUAAUCAAGAGACUGCCUUGUCAUUGUUUCUUACUCCCAUGUUCAUAUUCCCUGCAAUUUAUUUAAAGAAACUUUGUAUUUCACUAUAUAAUGUGAAAUCUUUCUCCCUUUCGCCUCUGAAUCCUAUCUACUGAAAUCUAAUAUGUCCCCCCUUUAAUGUGGAGAGGGGGUAAAUUUUCUUUUAUUGGAUGGGGGAGUUACUUUUAAUUUGGCUCUUCUUAAAACACCGCUCAAGUUAAUUAGCUGAAGAUACUUUGUAUCCUGGGCUGCUCGUUAGCCGAGAAAGGACUCACCUUAGUGGUGACUGGUUUAAAAAAUAUAUAUAAAUAUAUAUCAUUUGUAUAUGAAGAACUUUUCCCAGUGGAAACUGGCUGUAUUUCCGUAUUUCUAUGUCCUAUUCAGAGUGAUCGUGAAAUCUAAGGCUGCUCGAUGUUCUGAUGCUUGUCAAUGCCCCGUGCUCUGUGGCUCCUCCAGACGCCAAGGAGGUUCUUCUGGACGCUUCCUCGUCCUCUGUAACAUACGUGUGAAUAGCCAAGAUUUAAUUUUGCUUUAACCCAAUAAAGUCGAAGUGGGACUUCUAUUUUUCUGAAAUAGCUUUCGAAACUCCCCAUCUUCCCCAGCUGCGAGAUUGGGGACCGGGGUUGCCAAAGGUCGAGGCCCAGAAGGGCAGGAGACUUGUGAGAAGGCGACCAGAGAGAAGUUGGGCGGGGGCAAAGGCUUUCUCGAAAAGCCAGCCCUGCACUUCUCCCCGCGCCAGGCCGAGGGCCAGCCCUGCAUUCGCCUGUGCUCACUGCUUUGGCACAAAUAUAAGAAAUCUGGAGGAUAUCUUGCUAGGCCAGGUGCAGCUGCCGGCCUGGGAGCGAAGUUUGAGUUUUUUGUAUUCCAAAUGCAUCGGGAAUAAUCGCAGUUCGAGGACCCAAACCAACCUGUCCAGAGCGGUGGUCUCCCCAUGCUUUCUGUCCCUGGAUGUCCCCAAUCCUUGUCCACUUCGCAGUUCCCAAAGCAGUAUGUUUUAUACCACCACCUCUGAAUCCGGAAUCCACCCUCGGAAUUACCCAGCGCCCAGGAUGUGUGACUGCGCUCAUUCGCAGGACUUUUGUUAUUCAAGAGGUUCGUCUAGGAGUUUUGAUUGUAUGGGAACACAAUGUGAAAGCAAAAUUGAAAUAAAGGACUUCGUUUUAAGUCUGGAA
Messenger RNA from Microcebus murinus (gray mouse lemur), 2316 nucleotides. RefSeq names its product cerebellin 1 precursor (gene CBLN1). The record is from RefSeq and is a predicted model, not a curated record. Lineage: Eukaryota; Metazoa; Chordata; Mammalia; Primates; Cheirogaleidae. Gene Ontology annotation, cellular component: synaptic cleft; glutamatergic synapse. Gene Ontology annotation, molecular function: protein binding. Gene Ontology annotation, biological process: maintenance of synapse structure.